Psylliodes chrysocephalus is the source of this 1206-nucleotide messenger RNA. The record is from the annotation of a GenBank genome assembly. Lineage: Eukaryota; Metazoa; Arthropoda; Insecta; Coleoptera; Chrysomelidae.
AUAUAAUGUAAGCAAGUCCAAGAGCUGAAAAUAAAAACGAAAUACUUUCAGUUUAUAGCACAAAUCCAUAAAUAUACAUCAAAGUUUUGCAAUUAAACAAUGAAUGACAAUUAUUACCAAUAAUACAUGUCAAAUUACUUAUAAAUUUUGGUCAAUACAAUGUAUAUUAUUAAAUAUUCUUACAACAAUAUAUGGAACAAGUUUUUCAUAACACUGACACGUAGGACAUAUGUAUAUUUUGUAAUAAAAAAAAACUUACGAGGAACAACGUAGGGAAUUUGAUCUAAUAUUCUACGAAGCGUAUUGGGAAAUCCAUGAGAUAUAAUACCAGCAAAAGCUUUCUGCUCGAAAUGAGAUAACUUGAAUACAACAAUACCUCUUAGCCUGUGUAAUUGGCCGAAUCCUUUACCCAUGGUUUAUUCUGAAAUAUAAAAGUUAUGUAAUCCAUGUGAUAAAACUGAUCAGUAUUUGGUUAUUUAAAAAGAAAUGAAAAUGAGAUAUUUGUCACGAAAAAGAUGGAAAUGAAAGUCUUUAAAAUCGUUAAAUACGUAUUCAAAUUAAAAUACAUACUUUCAAUAAAAGUGGACUAACUAGGAUUAUUAUUUUACUUUUACUGAAAAAAAUGAAAUACGAUAACUUGACAGCCUCAAAAAACCUUGUUGAAUUUAAAGAGAAAUGAGUCCAAAUGAAUCAACGAGAAGAAGAAAAUUUAGGUUAGAGUGAAAAAUUUUGAAUUACACAUUUUGUAGUUUUGUUUUUAAGUUUAAAUUAAUUAAAUUUUCAACGUGCAAACGCAAUGCCCAUAGCACAAUUGUCAGGAAGUGGAGUUACUAACGACACAAGCAAAUCAAAAACGUUUGUUUUCCAAGACGAAGGGCACACAUUGGGAAAUUCUUUGAGAUGCAUUAUCUCUAGUUACCCGGAAGUACAAUUUUGCGGCUACACAGUACCGCAUCCAGCCGAAUCUAAAAUGCAUUUCCGAAUACAAAUGCACAACGGCAAAGCCAUAGACGCACUGAAGAAGGGUCUAGAGGAUUUGAUGCAAGUCUGCGAUGUUACAUUGGAAAAAUUCAAUGAAGAACUCCACAGCUCCUGAUUUAUAGAGUUAAAAUGUUAAUAGUUAAGUUAAAAUGGUUACAAGUUAAGUUAAAAUGAAUUUAAUAUGAUACAAAUUGUGUAUUUUUGUAUUAAAUAAAAUAAUUGUAA